AUGGAGCUGCGGUCGGAGCUGGCCAGCGCGGCCCCGGCCGGCCCCGCCGUGGCCCCGGUGGCGUCGGUGGCGUCGGUGGCCUCGGUGGCGUCGGUGGCGGCGGCGGCGGCGGCGGCGGCGCUGCCGGUCAGCGUGGCGGGCGGGCUGCUGCGGGGGCCGCCGCUGCUGCUGCGGGCGGCCGAGAAGUACCCGCGGACCCCCAAGUGCGCCCGCUGCCGCAACCACGGCGUCGUGUCGGCGCUCAAGGGCCACAAGCGCUACUGCCGCUGGAAGGACUGCCUGUGCGCCAAGUGCACCCUCAUCGCCGAGCGCCAGCGCGUCAUGGCCGCCCAGGUGGCCCUGCGGCGCCAGCAGGCCCAGGAGGAGAGCGAGGCCCGCGAGCUGCAGCUGCUCUACGGCACCGCCGAGGGCCUCGCCCUGGCCGCCGCCAACGGCAUCCUCCCGCCCCGUCCCGCCUACGAGGUCUUCGGCUCCGUCUGCCCCGACGCCAACGCCCCGGCCGCACCCCCGGCCGCGGGCACAGGGGGAUUCGCAGUCGGGGGAGGGGGAUCGUCGUCGAAGCUGCAGAAGUUUGAGUUGUUCCCCAAGACGCUGCUGCCGGUCCCGGGCGGCGCGGGCAGCCCCCCGCCGCUGGGCCCCAAGCCCCCGAGCCCGGCCGGGGAGGACCCGGCGCGGGGCCCGUCGUCGCCCGAGGGCCGGCCCGGCUCGGGCUCGGGCUCGGGCUCGGAGGCCGGGGACGGGGCGGGGGACGCGCCGGGGGAGGCGGCGGGGGCUCUCCCGGCCUGCGGGCCGGAGCCGGCGGCGGGGCCGGUCCCGGGGGGCGCGGACAGCCCGGCCCCGUCGGCGGGCUCGGCCUCCGCGCUGGGCUGCGACUCGGGCUCCGAGGCCGACAAGGACGAGCCGGCGGCGGCGGCGGCGGGGGCGGCGGCGGCGGCGGGGGGGGCGUCCGGGCCCGGGGCGGGGGUCCCCCCGCGGCAGCGGACCCCGCUGGACGUGCUGACCCGCGUCUUCCCGGGCCACCGGCGGGGCGUGCUGGAGCUGGUCCUGCAGGGCUGCGGCGGGGACGUGGUGCAGGCCAUCGAGCAGGUGCUCAGCCCCCGCCGCGGCCCGGGGCCCGGCCCGGGGGCCGACGCCGGCUGGCCGGGGGCCGGGGCCGCCCCGCCCGGCCCCCCGCAGGCCCCGGCCCCCGCCCCGGGCCCCGCCCCGGCCCCGCCGCCGGCCCGGCCCCUGCUGGCCGGGGCCGUGCCCCCCGCCAUCGGGGCGCUGGGCAGCCGCUCGGCCUUCUCGCCGCUGCAGCCCAACGCCACCCACUUCGGGGCCGAGGCGGGCGGCUACCCGCUGGGCGCCCCCCUGGGGCUCAGCCCGCUGCGCCUGGCCUACUCGGCGGCCCACGGCCGGGGACUGGCCUUCAUGGCGCCCUACUCGACGGCCGGGCUGGUGCCGGCGCUCGGCUUUCGGCCGCACGUGGACUACGCCUUCAGCGACCUCAUGCGGGACCGCUCCGGGGGCCCCAAGGAGCCCGCCUACAGCAACGGCCUCUACGGGCCCCUCAUCAACCACAACCCCGAGAAGCAAUAG
This is a messenger RNA of Tachyglossus aculeatus (Australian echidna), 1578 nucleotides long. RefSeq names its product DMRT like family A2 (gene DMRTA2). Bases 1 to 1578 code for a protein of 525 amino acids. Gene Ontology annotation, cellular component: nucleus. The transcript has 4 exons. Gene Ontology annotation, biological process: germ cell development; sex differentiation; regulation of transcription by RNA polymerase II. Lineage: Eukaryota; Metazoa; Chordata; Mammalia; Monotremata; Tachyglossidae. The record is from RefSeq and is a predicted model, not a curated record. Gene Ontology annotation, molecular function: RNA polymerase II cis-regulatory region sequence-specific DNA binding; protein binding; DNA-binding transcription factor activity, RNA polymerase II-specific.